UCAUCGCAUUCCAAAUACAUUCCCUCCAAACGAAACCGUUUCCCUCAUUUCUCGGAUCGCACAUCAAUGGAAACCGCCACCGCAACCGUCACCACCACCACAACCACCACGAAAGGCGCCGGUGGAAGAAGAGGCCAGAGGAAGAAGGCUGUUUCCAAAUCCUCCAAAGCCGGCCUUCAAUUCCCCGUUGGCCGUGUCGCCAGGUUCCUUAAGAAAGGCCGUUAUUCUCAGCGUUUAGGCACCGGAGCUCCGAUCUACCUCGCCGCUGUUCUCGAGUAUCUCGCCGCCGAGGUUUUGGAAUUGGCUGGGAACGCUGCACGAGACAACAAGAAGAACAGGAUCAACCCAAGGCAUGUGUUGCUUGCGGUGAGGAAUGAUGAUGAAUUAGGGAGAUUGCUUCAAGGUGUGACCAUUGCUAGCGGUGGAGUGUUGCCGAAUAUCAACCCUGUUUUGUUGCCAAAGAAGAGUACCAGCGCUACUGAGAAAUCCACCGCAUCAAAGUCCCCUGCUGAGAAAUAGAUGAUCCUGUUGUAUAUUUUAUUGUUAGGAUUUUCAGAUUUGUGCUUUUCAAUUUCGGUGAAGAUCGAAUACAUUACUCUAACUUUGGGUGUAUUACGUUGCCGAAUGCCAACUUGUUUGUGUGAUAUUGGACGGUGCAUAAAUGUAGCAGUUGGACAUUUCUAAUGGAAAAAGCUAUCUUACUUAGUGGA
This is a messenger RNA of Lotus japonicus, 710 nucleotides long. Its product is annotated as histone H2A.1. The record is from RefSeq and is a predicted model, not a curated record. NCBI's taxonomy places the organism in Eukaryota, Viridiplantae, Streptophyta, Magnoliopsida, Fabales, Fabaceae. Gene Ontology annotation, molecular function: protein heterodimerization activity; DNA binding; structural constituent of chromatin. The coding region runs from base 67 to 519 and encodes 150 amino acids. Gene Ontology annotation, cellular component: nucleosome. The transcript has 2 exons.